Messenger RNA from Phaethon lepturus (White-tailed tropicbird), 466 nucleotides. Its product is annotated as ovalbumin-related protein Y-like. Gene Ontology annotation, molecular function: serine-type endopeptidase inhibitor activity. Gene Ontology annotation, biological process: negative regulation of endopeptidase activity. The record is from RefSeq and is a predicted model, not a curated record. The annotation marks the transcript as partial. Lineage: Eukaryota; Metazoa; Chordata; Aves; Phaethontiformes; Phaethontidae. The transcript has 4 exons.
AUGGGCUCCAUCACUGCAGCAAACGCAGAAUUUUGUUUUGAUGUAUUCAAAGAGCUGAAAGUCCACCAUGCCAACGACAAUAUCCUUUAUUCACCCCUGAGUAUCAUUUCAGCCCUGGCCAUGGUUUAUCUGGGAGCAAGAGGUAACACUCAAUCUCAGAUGGAGAAGGUUCUUCACUUUGAUAACAUUACAGGAGUUGGGGACACUGCUGACUCUCAGUGUGGCACUUCUGAAGACAUCCACAGCUCAUUCAAGGAUCUUCUCUCAGACAUCACCAUGCCAAAUGCUACAUAUUCACUCAAGAUUGCUGACAGACUCUAUAUUGAAAAAACAUACCCCGUUCUUCCGGAAUACUUAAAAUGUGCAAAGAAAUUCUACAGAGCAGAGCUGGAAGAAGUUAACUUCAAAACAGCUACAGAGGAAGCAAGACAGCUCAUUAAUUCCUGGGUGGAGAAAGAGACAAGUG